Myotis daubentonii (Daubenton's bat) is the source of this 1467-nucleotide messenger RNA. It is a transcript of the gene ELP5, whose product is annotated as elongator acetyltransferase complex subunit 5. The record is from RefSeq and is a predicted model, not a curated record. NCBI's taxonomy places the organism in Eukaryota, Metazoa, Chordata, Mammalia, Chiroptera, Vespertilionidae. Gene Ontology annotation, molecular function: tRNA binding. Gene Ontology annotation, biological process: tRNA wobble uridine modification. Gene Ontology annotation, cellular component: elongator holoenzyme complex; cytosol; nucleus.
GCCCCUUCCCCUGGAGGCGGGGCAGCGGUCGUGACGCCAUCAGAGAGCGUCGGAGAAGCGACGGGCCGCUCGCGGGAGAUGCUGGAGUCGCUGUUGGGUCCCGGCGGCCUGGUGCUGCUUCGGGACUCGGUGGAGUGGGAGGGGCGCAGCCUCCUGAAGGCGCUCGUCCGGCGGGCCGCGCUGCGGGGGGAGCGGGUCCACGUCCUGGGCUGUGAAGUGAGCGAGGAGGAGUUCCGGGAAGGCUUUGAUUCCGGCACCAACAGCCGGCUGGUUUACCAUGACCUCUUCAGAGACCCUCUCAACUGGUCAAACGCUGGAGAAGCCCUUCCUGGGGGGCCCCUGGGAGUCUUGAGAGCACUGUGCACGAGAACAGGUCCUGGUCCUGUCACCAUUGCCCUUGAUUCUCUUAGCUGGCUGCUGCUUCACCUUCCCUGCACCACACUCUGCCAAACCCUGCAUGCUCUGAGCCGUCAGGACUCCCGCCCUGAUGACAGCUCCCCAGUAGAACGUGUGCGUGUGCUGGGCCUGCUACAUGAAGAGCUUCAUGGCCCAGGCCCUGUGGAAGCAUUGAGCUCCCUUGCUCAGAUUGAAGUGACCUUGAGUGGUUCAGGGGACCAGGCCUCAGCUCACAUUCUCUCUCGGAGGCCCCAACAUCGUCCAACACAUAAGAUUCAAUGGUUCACCAUCCUGCCUGACUUCAGCCUGGAUCUCCAAGAGGGGUCUCCCCUAAAGUCCCAGCCCCACCCAGAUCCUCGCACACACCCGGUGGAUCCCACUUCUCACUUGACCUUUAACCUUCACCUGUCCAAGAAAGAGAAGGAAGCCAAAGAUAGCCUGACCCUGCCCUUCCAGUUCAGCUCAGAAAAACAGCAGGCUCUACUGUGCCGUGGUUUAGGCCAAGCUACCAGCCAUAUCUUCUAUGAGCCAGACGCUUAUGAUGACCUGGACCAAGAGGACCCAGAUGAUGACCUAGAUAUUUGACUAGAGUGAAUUGGAGGGGGGUGCGGAGACCUGGGGCCUAUAACCAUUGUUCCAGUUGGCCUUACCUUGUUUCUUCCCCAUCUUUGUUUCCUGUGUCUCUGGAGACCCUACCCUCUGACCCAUGAGCCAGGGAGCAGUGUCCAGUCAGGACAAAAAGUGGAUGGGCCCUAGCCGGUUUGGCUCAGUGGACAGAGCAUCAGCCUGUGGACUGAAGGGCCCUGGGUUCGGUUCUGGUCAAGGGCACGUACCUUGGUUUCAGGUUCCCCGGCCCUGGUCAGGGUGUAUGCAGAAGGCAACCAAUCCAUAUGUCUCUCUCACAUCGAUGUUUCUCUCUGUCUCUCCCUUUCCCUUCCACUCUCUAAAAAUCAAUGUAAAAAUAUGAGGAUUAACAAAAAAAAAAGUGGGAUGGGGGCAGAGGGAAAGGUGAGAGACUAGGAAACCUAUCACACACACGCCUAAUAAAGUAUUUUUUUAUUAAAAAAGAAA